Molecule: messenger RNA, 1228 nt
Organism: Mollisia scopiformis
Lineage: Eukaryota; Fungi; Ascomycota; Leotiomycetes; Helotiales; Mollisiaceae
Product: nitrilase
Exons: 1
Coding region: 93-1187 (364 amino acids)
Molecular function (GO): catalytic activity
Source: RefSeq, a predicted model, not a curated record
CUAAUUUCCAGAAACCCAGUGUAGUCUAAUCUAAUUGAGUCUACUAUCUAUAUACUGCGUUUCAGCGUCUACUGGGCCCCCAUUAGACAAAGAUGGCUUCACGCCUUCUCGCAGCUGCGUGUCACGUGUCUCCCAUCCCAUUCUCCGCUGUAAAGACGACAGAGAAAUGCAUACAAUUUAUCAACCACGCGGCUUCCAACUCUGCCAACCUAAUUGUCUUCCCAGAGUCAUACAUACCAGCAUUUCCAGUCUGGAGCUCGAUAUUGGCUCCUACCCAGAAUCAUGCUUUCUUCGAGCUCAUGGUGAAGGAGUCGAUCUAUGCGGAUGGUGAAGAACUCGGCGCCCUCCGAGAAGCAGCGAAGAAGAAUCGAGUCAUGGUUAGUAUUGGAAUAUCUGAGAAAGUAAGAGGAAGACAUGGGACUUUGUUCAAUUCCAACAUUAUUAUUGGUGAAGAUGGAGAAGUGAAGGUGCAUCAUAGAAAGCUGAUGCCAACCUGGUUCGAGAAAUUGACGUGGGCGCCUGGCGAUGGUCAUGGCUUGAGAAUCGCAGAGCUCGGACUGGGAAAUGGGAAAGCGAGGGUAGGAGCAUUGAUAUGUGGCGAGAAUACAAAUCCACUUGCGCGGUACAGCAUGAUGGCACAGGGAGAGCAGGUUCAUAUCUCGACUUGGCCUGCUGUUUGGCCAAGUGUCAUUCCAAAGCCCAUCCGAGAGCCAGAUAUUAAAACUUCAGAUGCAGAAGAGCAUAAGAUCGGCAGCGCCGAGAAGAGGACGAACUACGAUAACAUCGCCGCAAAUAGAACAAGAGCUGCAGCUCAUUGUUUUGAGGGGAAGUGUUUCGGCAUCUUGUGUGCCGGACACCUGGAUACUGCCAACAUUCAAAGUAUCUCGGAAAGAUCAGGAGACCCGAAUUAUGUAACGAAGGUGUUGGAAGCAGCUCCAAGAGCAGCUACGAUGUUUCUUGGCCCGACGGGAGCAGCACUUCCGGCAUACGUCGUUGAUCCAAGCAACGGCGAGAAGCAGGAUAGAGAAUUCCUGCAGUUGGAAGAAGAUGUACUAUACUCUGAAUUGGAUCUGGAGAGAUGUAUAGAGGGCAAGCAGUAUCAUGAUGUUGUUGGAGGGUAUCAAAGAUUUGACGUAUUCGAUUUGAAGGUUGAUAGGUCCAGAAAAGAUCCUAUCACUUUCAUUUAGCACAUCAAGGGAACUUGAAUGUCAGUCAAAGUAAAGCGAGA